GAAUGAAAGAACAAAAACGAAGAAGAAAGACUCUAAAAAUAAGCGUGAGAUAAAGAGAGAGAGAGAGAGAGAGAGAGAGAGAGAGAGAGGGAGAUAAAGAGAAAAAAAAAACAAAGGAAGGAGAGGAUCUGGUGAUUGAGGGAAGCAUCGAUCAUUGAUCCGAUGGGGCUUGUGUUUCUAGAGUCGCUGCCAGGGCCGAAGAUCUACAAGUGCCGCCGCUGCGAAGCCCACUCCGCCUCCAGCGACGCCAUCAUGUCUAAGGAUUUCCAUGGCCGAUAUGGCCCCGCCUACCUCUUCAGAUCAGUGGUCAAUGUCUGUCUGGGGCCCAUUGAAGAACGACAGUUAUCAACAGGAUUGCACACAGUUAAUGACAUUUACUGCUGCUCCUGCAAUCAGGUUUUAGGUUGGAAAUAUGAGAAAGCAUAUGAAGAAAGCCAGAAAUACAAAGAGGGGAAGUAUAUCCUUGAGAUCAACCGGGUUGUGAAAGAGGGCUGGUAAUAUCAUGAGUUUGCUAAAGCCCUGGCCAGAAGAACAAUGAAGUAGAUUUUGGAAUUCAAUUCUAGCAGUUGUCUACAGACCCUAGGAACUGAUAGCCAAAUAUGCGUCUUAAAUAAGCAAAUGGAUUGUUUUGGUCCAUCCGUUUAAUCCUAGCUUUGGUUUCCUACUUCGUCCUAGAAACUUUUGUUUUUCUGUUUACA
Dioscorea cayenensis subsp. rotundata (Guinea yam) is the source of this 698-nucleotide messenger RNA. RefSeq names its product putative yippee-like protein Os10g0369500. Bases 163 to 498 code for a protein of 111 amino acids. The transcript is spliced from 3 exons. Lineage: Eukaryota; Viridiplantae; Streptophyta; Magnoliopsida; Dioscoreales; Dioscoreaceae. The record is from RefSeq and is a predicted model, not a curated record.